Molecule: messenger RNA, 6664 nt
Organism: Cydia fagiglandana
Lineage: Eukaryota; Metazoa; Arthropoda; Insecta; Lepidoptera; Tortricidae
Product: adenosylhomocysteinase-like 1
Exons: 10
Coding region: 373-1974 (533 amino acids)
Biological process (GO): L-methionine cycle
Cellular component (GO): cytosol
Source: RefSeq, a predicted model, not a curated record
AUUUCAGUCAUUUCAGGGGGUGAAGUGGAGGGGUGUAAAACUACGGGCGGAAGUGUAGCUGGAAAAACGAUUUUCCGCUAUAGUAUUACUUAUUUUAACCAAAAUGCAAAAAGCUUUAAAAGAACUGUAUUAAUUAAACCAAAGAAUUUAUUUAUUACCGUAAUUUGUGUUUAUUCGUUAGUAUAAAAGAAGUAUAGCCGUUGCGGCUAAAUUGUGGUGUUAUUAUUGAUAUUUUUAUUUUACGCGCUUACAUAAAACGGUAUUAUUUUUUAGUACAUUUAUAAUUUAUUGAUUAAAUAAUUUAACCCACCGUUCUACUAGUAGGAAGUCACGAAAACCGUAAAAAAAUUUCUACAUUUUUUUAAAUAAAAAAUGUCUGAUGGCCACGGAGAACCCAAUCAGCAUCGGAAAGAAAGUGUUUCUGCGGCGAAUGUGGCCAGCGAUAGUCCUGUAACAGACCCCGGGCAAGUGCGAGGGGGCUCCACUGUAGAAGGGGCUGCUGGGAAGUUUGAAGGACCCAGGGUCAAGUCUGGAGCCCUAAAAAAAUCUGCAAGAUAUAGAAGUAGAUCGUUGUCGGCAUCGUCGGCAGAUUCGUACAGUUCUACGUCAUAUACCGGGUCAUCGUCAGAGGAAGACGAAGGCAUCCAACCCCAUGAGAAGGCGAUCGCAGCUGGCACCCCCAACCCGAACUACUGCGUUAGGAACGUGGAACAGCAUGCGUUCGGACGGAGGGAGAUAGAGAUAGCCGAGCAGGAGAUGCCUGGGAUCAUGGCUUUGAGGGCCAGGGCUAAAGAGGACAAACCACUUAAGGAUGCUAAAAUCGUGGGCUGCACGCACAUCAACGCCCAAACCGCAGUUCUCAUCGAAACAUUAGCCGCAUUAGGUGCUACAGUUCGUUGGGCGGCCUGCAACAUCUAUAGCACGCAGAAUGAAGUAGCAGCAGCGCUAGCACACGCAGGUUUCGCAAUAUUCGCCUGGCGAGGCGAGAGCGAAGAAGCCUUCUGGUGGUGCAUCGACCAAUGUUGCGCCCCUAGCGCCACCUGGCAGCCAAAUAUGAUACUCGACGACGGCGGAGACGCCACACAUCUCAUGCUGAAAAAACAUGCUGCCGCUUUCAAACAAAUUAAAGGCAUAGUAGAAGAGAGCGUGACAGGCGUCCAUCGACUAUACCAGCUAAGUAAAGCGGGCAAGCUCUGCGUUCCGGCCAUGAAUGUCAACGAUUCUGUCACCAAGACGAAGUUUGAUAAUCUCUACUCUUGCCGUGAAAGCAUAAUAGACGCCCUAAAAAGAAGUACGGAUCUCAUGUUCGGUGGAAAGCAGUCGGUAGUGUGCGGGUAUGGGGAGGUCGGGAAAGGGUGCUGUCAAGCGCUUAAGGCCCUGGGGUGUGUGGUGUACGUGACAGAAAUCGACCCAAUCUGCGCGCUACAAGCCGCCAUGGAUGGCUUUAGAGUUGUCAAAUUAAACGAGGUUAUAAGGCAAGUGGACAUCGUAAUAACAGCGACAGGCAAUAAAGGGGUCGUCACACGCGAACACAUGGAGCGGAUGAAAAACGGUUGCGUUGUAUGCAAUAUGGGGCACUCUAACACUGAAGUUGACGUGCAUGCUCUGCGGACGCCGGACUUGUUGUGGGAGCGAGUCAGAAGCCAGGUGGACCACAUAAUUUGGCCGAACGGCAAACGCAUAGUACUACUCGCCGAAGGACGUCUCGCGAACCUGUGCUGUUCCUCUCUACCCUCAUUCGUUGUCUCUGUCACAGCCGCUACGCAGGCCCUGGCUUUAAUAGAGCUGUAUAACGCGCCCCAACAUCGAUACAAGGCGGAUGUAUACUUACUGCCAAAGAAAAUGGACGAAUACGUGGCCAGCCUACACCUGCCUACUUUCGACGCCCAUCUCACAGAGCUCACGGACGAACAGGCCAAAUACCUAGGCCUCAACAAGGUCGGCCCUUUCAAACCUAACUAUUAUAGAUACUAGCAUAGAGGGAAGAUCGCCCCACCGUAAUGACCACUCGAUAAUAGACCGUAUCAUGUUGCAAUAGAGUUUUAAUUAGGAUUUUGUCAGGCAAAAAAGUACAAUCCACCUUCGACGCUCAUCUGACAGCUCACGGACGAACAGGCCAAAUACCUAGGUCUCAACAAGGUCGACCCUUUCAAACCUAACUAUUAUAGGUACUAGCAUAGAGGGAAGAUCGCCCCUCCGUAAUGGCCACUCGAUAAUAGACCGUAUCAUGUUGCAAUAGAGUUUUAAUUAAGAUUUGGUCAGGCAAAAAGUACAAUCCACCUUCGACGCUCAUCUGACAGAGCUCACGGACGAACAGGCCAAAUACCUAGGUCUCAACAAGGUCGGCCCUUUCAAACCUAACUAUUAUAGGUACUAGCAUAGAGGGAAGAUCGCCCCUCCGUAAUGGCCACUCGAUAAUAGACCUUAUCAUGUCGCAAUAGAGUUUUAAUUAAGAUUUUGUCAGGCAAAAAAGUACAAUCCACCUUCGACGCUCAUCUGACAGAGCUCACGGACGAACAGGCCAAAUACCUAGGUCUCAACAAGGUCGGCCCUUUCAAACCUAACUAUUAUAUGUAGGUACUAGCAUAGAGGGAAGAUCGCCCCUCCGUAAUGGCCGCUCGAUAAUAGACCGUAUCAUGUUGCAAUAGAGUUUUAAUUAAGAUUUUGUCAGGCAAAAAAGUACAAUCCACCUUCGACGCUCAUCUGACAGAGCUAACGGACGUACAGGCCAAAUACCUAGGCCUCAACAAGGUCGGCCCUUUCAAACCUAACUAUUAUAGGUACUAGCAUAGAGGGAAGAUCGCCCCUCCGUAAUGGCCACUCGAUAAUAGACCGUAUCAUGUUGCAAUAGAGUUUUAAUUAAGAUUUUGUCAGGCAAAAAAGUACAAUCCCCCUUCGACGCUCAUCUGACAGAGCUCACGGACGAACAGGCCAAAUACCUAGGUCUCAACAAGGUCGGCCCUUUCAAACCUAACUAUUAUAGGUACACUAGCAUAGAGGGAAGAUCGCCCCUCCGUAAUGGCCACUCGAUAAUAGACCGUAUCAUGUUGCAAUAGAGUUUUAAUUAAGAUUUUGUCAGGCAAAAAAGUACAAUCCACCUUCGACGCUCAUCUGACAGAGCUCACGGACGAACAGGCCAAAUACCUAGGUCUCAACAAGGUCGGCCCUUUCAAACCUAACUAUUAUAGGUACUAGCAUAGAGGGAAGAUCGCCCCUCCGUAAUGGCCACUCGAUAAUAGACCGUAUCAUGUUGCAAUAGAGUUUUAAGUAAGAUUUUGUCAGGCAAAAAAGUACAAUCCACCUUCGACGCUCAUCUGACAGAGCUCACGGACGAACAGGCCAAAUACCUAGGCCUCAACAAGGUCGGCCCUUUCAAACCUAACUAUUAUAGGUACUAGCAUAGAGGGAAGAUCGCCCCUCCGUAAUGGCCACUCGAUAAUAGACCGUAUCAUGUUGCAAUAGAGUUUUAAUUAAGAUUUUGUCAGGCAAAAGUACAAUACAAAUACCCUUUAUUACAUCUCAAUAGAUGAAAAUAUUACUUAAGAAAACGGCAACUUAAGCAGAGGCAAACGGACGGUCUUAUCGCUACACAGCGACCUAUACUCUGUAUCUUUAGGUAUUUAAAUAAAAGUAAACAAAAUCUACCCUCAAAUAGCUCCUUAAGCCAGUUGAGUUUAGAUGAAAAUAGAUGAAAACAUUACACGAUCAAAUAAUAAACAAGACCGAAGCGAUCCCAUAAUUGUUCCGUGAACAAAGUUUUUUACGGAACACUAACAAUUUACAGGUAUAACAAUAACAUAACAAAAUAUUAAAUAAAUGUAGAAAUUACAAUGAUACGGUAAGGCCACGCGAUUAUUAUUGUUACUUCUCGGCACUGAAAUUUUCGAAUUCUUCGCACUUUUUGAGAAAAGCACAUGUUGACAUGCCUAACUCGCAUUUCAUAAGACCUCGCUAAGACGGCCGUUAAAAUCAACUCGUGGGUAUUUCUAGUAUCAGCAUUUGGACGAACUGUAGUAGGUAGUAUUUUGUAAAUUUUUCCCACAGACAAAACAUCCUCCAGACUGAGCAUAGUUGCGCUACCCCCUUUGCCACGCAUACGGUAAUUUUACUCCAUGUUCGAGUCGAAAGUGUCUUUGUAUGACGUCCGUGUCUUUGAACGGACCAAUCACGGCACGGGACUUCGCUCACCUCGUCCCGCGCACCCCCGCAUUAUUGGCAUCAUCGGUUGCAUAAUUGCUCUAAACUCGGUCUAGAGGAUUCCUAGUCUAUGAUUUUUCCUAAGGUGUAUUCGGGUAAUACCGAAAGUAGGAUAAUUCCGAAAUUCAGAUGAAAAUCACCCUUAAUUCUAUCAUAAUAAAAGUCUCUUAUCGGAAUUAACCGACAGUUUUCGACAUUCGGAAUUACCCGAGUAAACCUUAUAUGAUCUAUUUCUCAGUAUUUCAUUUCAACUGUUAUACAUAAUUAUAGAUAAACCAUAGACAAAAUAACAUUGAGACGCAUAAAAGAAAUAUUGUAGCUGCAAAUUUGGCAGCUGAUGUAGAUGGCAAUAUAAAGCCACAUGAAAUUUUGUGGUAUAGUUGGUUUUUUAUGAUGCCCAAGAACUUUUGCUAUAAUUUGGACAUCUUAAAAUAAUUUAGCUAUAGUUUAGCAAGCCAUUUCCGUCAGUAGAAAAAGGCGACAAAAAAAGGGUUGGCCUUCCAUUGAAAAUAUUAAUUUCGCAUCUUUUUCCAGUGACAAAUGAGUUUGCCAGAGUAUAUUAUAACUGGAUUGUCAAAUGUUUGUGAAGCCAUCUAGCGGAAUUAAUGAUAAUUGAAGGGAUGUUUACAAAAACAACAUAACUGCUUAGAGCGGUUGACACUUUUUUAAGAACAUUGUCAAUCGUUUCAGGUGUCAACCAGUGUAGUCAGUUAUGUUGUGUUUGUAAACAUCUCUUCAAUUAUACUGAUAAAAAAUUAUAAAAUCAUAUAGUCCGUGUUUUUUAGCAUUAGAAAGAACUUCGCAGAAGUAAGCUUGUGGUUUCAAAUCUGGCACUUUUAGCGGUAAUAAUUUGAAGUAAAUUAUAUGUAUUGACCAUGCUACAUUAGAUAAUUCAAUAAUUAUUAAUAAUUAAAGAGUCUGAUAAAAACUGCAUGCUUGCUUCUGUGGAGUUCUUUCUAAUGCUAAAAAAAACGAACUAUACGUAGUGUUAUUUCGUUGCGAUUCGUUGCGACCAAUGAUUUAAGUUCGUUUUUAGUUUUAAAGUAAAUGCACCCACUUUGUUUUUUGGCAAGAAUUAAAAGUUAGCAUUACAUUAUUUCUUUACAAGACUUUUGGAUUCAUUAAAAAAAUUGUAAUUGAAGGUCAAUAUAUUGACUUUUGGUCCAACUUUUCAACGGCAUAUCCCAGUUUUAAAAUAGCGACACAAAUAGUAUAUUAUAUACAUAGGGUAUUCGCCAGUAACUGGCCACCCUAAACUAAAAAUGAAUUCUAUUCACCUGUAAACAGAAUUCAUUUUAGUAUAAGGUGGCCAUAUUUUUAUUUUAAAUGUUUAAUAAAUCUUACAGCUUUUACGUAUACAGACGCGUCGUCCUUAUUGCAAAUGUUUACGUAUAUGAAAUUGAAUAUAUUAAUAUUAAACGCGUUAAUCAUCGACUUUAUAAACGUCAGUGAGGUUUAAUAUAUUUAACAUAUGAAAUUUGUAUUAAUAUAAUUUCAUGUGCGACAAUAUUUGAGGCUUGGUAUGGAGACUAUCAGUAUAUAUUCAUUAAAAGCGGAUGAAAUACUUGUAGGUCAAUUUAUAACAAGAUAAUUAUAACUUUUAUUUGAAUACUUGCCAAAAAUUGUAGUUGUUCACAUGUUCUUCAAUAGUUGACCGAACGAUAUUGUACAAUUGUAAUGUAUAUUUAUUUGCAAUUUUGUAACUAAAGUUGGUCAAGCAGAUCUUGUCAGUAAAAAAAGGCGGCAAAUUUGAAAAAUGUAGGCGCGAAGGGAUAUUGGCUCACAGAAAAUUUGAAUUUCGCGCCUUUUUCUACUGACAAGAUUUGCUUGACCAUCUAUAAAAACAAUUAGCGUAUGUAGCCUAGUUAGUGAAUGUACAAACGGAUCGAUAUUACAAAUAUAGGAAAUGCAGUAGGGUGUAAAAACGUUACAAAUGUGUACCUAUUUAUUUAGUUAUGUAAUUGAGUUUUAUUAUGUUACCCAUUAAAAAGCCUUGUGAGAAAGAAACCUAUGUAUAAUAUUAAUAUUUAUUAAUCAUGCUAUAGAUGUAGUCUAAUCAUUUACCAUCGUAUUUUCACGGAAACGAGCGUGUUAUGUGAACAGUUUCAGUACAAAAGUACUUAGGUUGAUUGAACUAGCAUGACAAAUACGAACGUUUCCGAGAAAAUACGAUGGCAAAAGUUCAUUACAUCUGUACAAGUAUGUUCUCUCGGAAACCAAACCUAGAUAUGGAUAUUCACGAACAUAUAUCUAUACAAUGUAAAAUGUACAAUGAAAAAAACAAGUGUUUACAAAGUAGUCGUUUUCGAGGUUUCCGGGGCUAAUUCUAGGUCGUUUAACACAUUCACUGCCACCGUUUUCGUAUCGCUACGCUCGUAGCCGAUCCCAGCGUUUUCCCGCUUUGUAGAGGAAAGCGACAACGAACACAGAACCCACUGAGCGGUUACCCCGGCACCGGCACUCAAUG